This is a messenger RNA of Lactuca saligna, 154 nucleotides long. Lineage: Eukaryota; Viridiplantae; Streptophyta; Magnoliopsida; Asterales; Asteraceae. The record is from the annotation of a GenBank genome assembly.
GUGGAAGCAAGCAUUCAGUAUACUUGUAGCCUGUAGGCGUGAAGGUCCAGGGCAAUUAUGCUCUGGUCUGGUUUCUAAAAGCAAGGGUUGGAAAUGUCCCCAAGUCCCAAAAAAUGAUUCACAGCUUUUAGGAACGUCAUGUUACACAAAAGAG